AUGCCUCGCGGAAGGAAGGCCAAGCGCAAGUUCGCUGAAGCGCCACUUGCAGAAAACGCGCAAGAGCUCGCGCACGGAGCUGCUGCGGAGAAGGAAACCGAAGCCGCGGGAAGAUACCACUUCUUCUGGCAAUCAGGUUCCCCCUUUUCUCAAUGGCACAUAUCACGAUAUGUCCUGAAUGGUGUUGAAUUUAGCUGUGCCGAGCAGGGAAUGAUGCACGGGAAAGCCUUGCUGUUUGGCGACACGGAGGUGGCAGAGCAAAUAUUGGAGGCCAAGAGCCCGCGAAAAAUGAAAGCUUUGGGUCGCAAAGUGCGUUUCUUUGAUCAUAAGGUAUGGAACAAGGAAAGGAUGAGGAUCGUCUACGAAAAUUCAGUCGCAAAGUUCACUCAGAACCCCCACCUCCUGGAGGCACUUUUGAACACAACCGGACAGCUCGUGGAGGCAUCCCCCAGUGACAAGAUCUGGGGCAUUGGUUUGGUGGAGGCCAAUGCCAGAAACACCCCAGAGAAGUUCUGGCCUGGCUUGAAUCUGCUGGGCCAGAUCCUGACUCGCGUUCGUGACGAGAUUCGAGCGGGUGACCACAAUGAUGCUCUGGUCGAGAAUGAGGGCCCUUGA
Seminavis robusta is the source of this 615-nucleotide messenger RNA. The record is from the annotation of a GenBank genome assembly. NCBI's taxonomy places the organism in Eukaryota, Bacillariophyta, Bacillariophyceae, Naviculales, Naviculaceae.